Messenger RNA from Panicum virgatum (switchgrass), 1159 nucleotides. RefSeq names its product probable WRKY transcription factor 51. Gene Ontology annotation, molecular function: sequence-specific DNA binding; DNA-binding transcription factor activity. The transcript has 3 exons. Gene Ontology annotation, biological process: regulation of DNA-templated transcription. The coding region runs from base 120 to 737 and encodes 205 amino acids. NCBI's taxonomy places the organism in Eukaryota, Viridiplantae, Streptophyta, Magnoliopsida, Poales, Poaceae. The record is from RefSeq and is a predicted model, not a curated record.
GGCCAAAAAUAAUAUUCAGAGGCACAGCGCACACAAGCAAGGCGGCUAGCUACAGACGCGGCUAGUGGCGCGAGUACACACAGCCACGCCCAGUGCGAAGCUUGCUGGUGCAUGCGGCAAUGGCGGCUUCGCUUGGGCUAAACCCUGAAGCUCUCUUCAGCUCCCACUCGUCGUCAUACUCCUCGCCCUUCAUGUCCGGCUACGCGCCGCAGAGAUUCCCGGCGGCCGAUAACACCGUCGUCGACGACGCGGCGGCCUUCUCCUCAGAGCUCGAUGAUCUUUGCCAGCUUGAGUACUCGCCGGCACCGCUCAUCGCCGGCGCCGGCGCCGGCGCCGGCGGCGGGGCUGGGGACGAUCGCGACGAGAAGCCGAUGUGGUGUGGGGGGCGAGAUGAGAAGAGACCCAGGAGCAGUGGAAGGAUUGGGUUCAGAACGAGAUCGGAGGUGGAGAUCUUGGACGACGGAUUCAAAUGGAGGAAGUACGGGAAGAAAGCUGUCAAGAACAGCCCUAAUCCAAGGAACUACUACCGGUGCUCGUCGGAGGGCUGCGGCGUGAAGAAGCGCGUCGAGAGGGACCGCGACGACCCCCGCUACGUCAUCACCACCUACGACGGCGUCCACAACCACGCCAGCCCCGGCGCCGCCGCCAUCAUCCAGUACGGCGGAGGCGGCUUCUACAGCCCGCAGCACAGCGGCUCGCCGUCGGCCGCCUCCUACUCGGGCUCCUACCUCUUCUGAUGAGACUUCCGAGCCAUUCUUCCCCGAACGUGCCUCAGCAGUGAGCACGUGUUGUUACAUUACAACGAGAGCCUUGCUUGACCCGCUGGUUUACCCCAAGUAGGAUGAGAAGAACGAUAGCGGCCGGCUAGAUUCCGACCUGCUUGUGUAUUUUUACAGUUGUGUGCAGUAGUAGUAAUAAUUGAGCUAGAAGUACUUUAUUAAGCACCUCAUCAAUUAGUUACCUCUUCUGAUGAUGCAUCAUCACUAGGAUAACUGAUGACAGCAUGCUUCUUACUUGCCCUCUUUCUCUGUUCUGUUUUAGUUUCUUUGUACACGUACGCUUUGUAAUCUAUACGCGGUCGUUAAAAGGCUGCUGAUUUAACCUCAUUUCUCAUUUCUCAACAAUUAUCAUCGAAUAUAUACUGGGGGUUUAUCAGUGA